Stomoxys calcitrans (stable fly) is the source of this 875-nucleotide messenger RNA. RefSeq names its product DNA replication complex GINS protein SLD5 (gene Sld5). The coding region runs from base 49 to 732 and encodes 227 amino acids. Gene Ontology annotation, cellular component: GINS complex. Gene Ontology annotation, biological process: double-strand break repair via break-induced replication; DNA-templated DNA replication. The transcript is spliced from 2 exons. The record is from RefSeq and is a predicted model, not a curated record. Lineage: Eukaryota; Metazoa; Arthropoda; Insecta; Diptera; Muscidae.
UUUUUGUGUGUGCGUGUGUGUGUUUUAGUUUUGCCAAUUGCCUUCUAAAUGUCUGGGGAAGACGACGACUAUCCCGCACCAAGUGAUCCUCUGCAUAAUAAUGAUGACGACGACUACGAAGAAGACGAUGAUGGCGAAGAGAUUACAGCUCAAAAAGUGCUGGAGUUUUUAGAAACCGCAUGGACUAACGAAAUGUGUGCUCCUGACAUCUUGCAGCAUCAGAGCGAUAUGCUGGAGCUUAUGAUGGGUCAGGUGGCCCAUAUGGAGGAGAACAUGAAAGACUUGGACAAAAACGACUUUCGUUACAUAGUGCAUCAAAUGGAGUUGGAACGCAUCCGCUAUAUUAUGGCGAGUUAUUUGAGGUGCCGUCUGCAAAAGAUCGAAACAUAUACGAAACACAUUAUCAACGAGGAAGCCACAAGGAGUGCAGAGGAAAAACGUUUAUCGCCCGAGGAAACAAAGUUCGCUCAGGAAUACCAUGACAAUAUGGAGGAAUGCUUUCAACACAUAGCCCUGCAGUAUAUGCCCAAUACACAAAGAUCCGAGACGGAUCAGAGAAUUGUUAGACCGAACCUCAUGAGUCAUGUGUUUAUCAAAGCAAAUGUUUCUGUACCUGCUGUGGUCGUCGGUGUUGAUGACGAGGAAGUCGAUUUGGCGGCGGGCUCUCAGCAUAUAAUACCCUAUCAAUUGAUUGCAGACCUUGUACAAAAACAACAGGUUCAACUUAUAUGAUAUGGAUUCUUACACAUUUUAAGGCACCCAUGCACGUUUCUUCUUUUUUUAUUUUACAAAACAAAGCGAGUAUUAAUGGAAAAUAGAUGCAAAAUUUGCCUCCAAUUUUCAUAGAAAGAUAAAGCCAAGUAAAUCUCUCACGA